Athalia rosae (coleseed sawfly) is the source of this 1810-nucleotide messenger RNA. RefSeq names its product protein-cysteine N-palmitoyltransferase Rasp-like. Gene Ontology annotation, molecular function: palmitoyltransferase activity. The record is from RefSeq and is a predicted model, not a curated record. Gene Ontology annotation, cellular component: endoplasmic reticulum. The coding region runs from base 63 to 1763 and encodes 566 amino acids. Lineage: Eukaryota; Metazoa; Arthropoda; Insecta; Hymenoptera; Athaliidae. The transcript is spliced from 7 exons. Gene Ontology annotation, biological process: protein palmitoylation.
CUGCUGCUUAAGAUUUGACUUCAAAAUUAAUAAUUUGAAUGAAUAAAUAACUAAAAUAACAAAUGAAUGGAGAAAUUCGAAUCUCGAAACUCGAAUCUCGCAAGGAAGUAGUGCGGGAAGUUCGUUUAUCAGCGACACUGAACAUUUCGGUUUACCGCAGAUUUGUAUCAGUUUCUAUUCAAGUCAGUUUAGUUCAAUCCUCCCGACCAUAUUGUUGGAAAAAAAUGAAGCUAGGCGUGGCUGAACUCAGCAAUUCCGAAUUAUGGAUAUAUUUUUUCGGUUGGGCCACUGGAUUGUUUUACGGCCUUUAUCAGAUAUAUCUGCAGACAUCGGCAUAUUUUGAUAACUACGAUAAUAAACUGGAGCUUGCACCAGGUUGGGGGUGGAUUGGACGCAGACUUGAUAUAGCCGAUGUAGAAAGUCUGGUAUUCAUGCCGCUAAUCUACGAAUCUUUUCCAUGGAUUUGCGUGCAUUUUCUUGGAGGGCAGAUGAUUAAAUAUUUUUUCAAUACAUCGCUAUUAUGCUGCUGGUUCGUCUUUAUCAGUCUGACCUACCAGUUGUUUUACUUUGGUUUGCCGACUGUAAUAUUUUUGCUAGUUAUGCCUUUCGUGACGUGUAUUUUGGUUCCGUUUCGAAGUAAAAUUUUGCUGUGGACAGUCCAAUUAUCAGUUUUGCUGCUUUUCGGUGUAUUCGGAAAAAUUGAAGAUUCCUGGCGAAAUUUGUUAGCAGUCAAUUGGCAGCAAUAUUAUAUAGUAGUCGUAGUUUUUGCUUGGAAUCAGUUAAGGAGUUUGAGCUUUGGCCUGGAUUCUAUCGACAAAUACAAGCAUGUCAAGAUUAAUGGAUUUUGCAAGGAUCUUUUGGAAAUACUUGCUUUUUGUCUCUACUUACCCACAUAUUUUCUUGGUCAAAUGAUAUUGUUCGAAGAAUUCGUUGAAGGGAUUAGGAGACCGUUCGAGGCAUGGACUUUGAACAAGACCGCAAGAACUGUCUUUGAUUUUUUACGAUUCUUUUUCUGGAUAAAAAUGAGUGAAUUUAUUUUACACUAUGUGUACAUCACUGCCCUCCGUAACCACAUAGAGUUGAUUCGUGGGCUCGAUAACUGGGCUUGUUACCCCUUUGGCUUCUGGAUGGGAUUACACUUUUUUACUAAGUAUGUUGUCUUUUACGGAAUUUCAAGUGUGAUUCCACGAGCGGAAAAUAUUGUAGAUUUACCUACUCCCAGAUGUAUUGCCAGAAUCCACUUGUAUUCCGAUAUGUGGAAAUAUUUCGACAGGGGGUUGUACAAGUUUCUUGUCAGGUAUAUCUAUUUGCCGUCCGGAGGCGCAAAAUCUGCUCUACAGAAAUUCGUUUCUUCGAUACUUUGCUUUUCAUUCAUUUACAUGUGGCAUGGUAUCGCUAGAUUUAUAUUCAUAUGGUCGGCGUUGAAUUGGGCCGGAGUAACGAUUGAAUCGGUGGCGAAAGGAAUUGCAAGUUCCAAAACUUACGUGCGGAUUGAAGAAAAAUAUCUAGGACCGAAAAAUACCAGACGUUUUCGUUGUCUAUUGGCAAGCCCAUUGUUCAUUAUGUCAGCAAUAUCCAACUUUUAUUUUUUUGGAGGAGAAGAAGUUGGAUACCAUUUUAUUGAUAGAAUAUUACAUGAUUCGUGGAAGAGUAUUAUGAUAUUAAUAUUUUUCGUAUAUUGUCUUUGCCAAGUAUCAACUGAAUUUGAAAAUAGAGAUAUACGAAAAUGUCAGAGAUUCAAGAGCGUUGACAAGAGCAAUUAAAAGGAAGACCUUACUGUAUCUUGGAAAUAAACAAUGAGAAAAAUUUA